AUGCAACUACAUCGUCAGAUAGAGCAAUAUGAAACAGAAGAAAUUCCACCCAUUACAGAAAAUCUGCUGUUCGAAGCAUGUUCUAGAGUAGGGAAUACGAAAGCUCCGGGCCUUGAUGGAAUUCCAAAUAUUGCACUAAAAGCUGCCAUUAAAGCAGCGCCUGCAAUAUUCCCAUCGAUGUGGAAACAGCAGAGUUUAGUCCUCCUCCCCAAAGGAAAGAAACCUCCGGAAGAACCAACAUCCUAUCGUCCGCUCUGCAUGUUGGAUACAGCUGGCAAAAUACUCGAACGCAUAUUACACAGAAGGAUCGAAGCAGCAGUCGAACCGCUUCUUUCCAGCAGCCAAUACGGCUUUCGAAAAGAACGCUCUACCUUGGAUGUAAUUAGCGUUGUCGUCGCAAUACAGCUGAGGACGCAAUCGCCGGAACCAGAUGGAAGGGAGGUACGAAGAAGUACUGCCUGGUAG
Messenger RNA from Arctia plantaginis, 465 nucleotides. The record is from the annotation of a GenBank genome assembly. Lineage: Eukaryota; Metazoa; Arthropoda; Insecta; Lepidoptera; Erebidae.